Messenger RNA from Pseudogymnoascus verrucosus, 3041 nucleotides. RefSeq lists its product as uncharacterized. The transcript is spliced from 2 exons. Bases 186 to 2786 code for a protein of 866 amino acids. NCBI's taxonomy places the organism in Eukaryota, Fungi, Ascomycota, Leotiomycetes, Thelebolales, Thelebolaceae. The record is from RefSeq and is a predicted model, not a curated record.
AUCACAGAUAACCUUCACAACUGCGCCUCUUGCGAUCCUUGUCCAGCUCAGCCUUCAAUGGGUUUUAAAUAAAAGAUAGGAUAUCUCAUAGAGAAUUAGACUACGGCAUUUGACUUUAACACAUUGAAUGAUAGCUUGCCUUGUCAUAACACCUACCGUUUGUUGAUUGCCAGAGAUAACCCACGAUGGAUCCAAUUUCCGCCAUGGGCUGCGCGGCCAGUGUGAUUCAAUUCGUCGACUUUGGAAGGAAACUGGUCUCCGGAAGCCUUGAGAUCUAUCGCUCCGCUGAUGGGAUGUCAGCAGAGCAUGUUUCAAUAGGAGAUAUAUCGAAAGGCCUUUCCGAGCUCAUUAUCCCACUCCGCGCAAGAUCAGACACUCGCCUUGACAAUGUGAGAAAUGCCAACAAGAACCGCUCCAAAGAGAAGCUCAGCGUGGCGGAGAAAGAACUUAACCGGAUUUGCAAAGAUUGUGACGAUAUGGCCCAACAACUCUUACAAGAGUUGGACAAGAUGAGACUUCAUGGCGGGCAGAGGAAGUGGGGGAGUUUCAGACAAGCACUCGGCAACAUGUGGAAUCAGAGUCAGAUUACUGCGCUUGAAAAAAAACUAGAACGCAUCCGCAAGCAAGUCGACACAACCCUGUUAGUCUGUCUACGCGAGCGUGUAGAUGCGUUAUCGGACAAUGGAGCCUCGCGCCUUAAUGACGAUAUUAUGCAGGUCUUAAAAGAAAAUAGGCAGUGGGAGGCAGACUUAUUAGAUGAGAUCUCUAAGAAUAAUUGGCACGCUGAAAACCCAAAGGAUAUGUCGACGUUCUCAGCACACUUGGAUAGAUCCGUCAACCAGGAGAGUAAGGCACAGUUCUGUCGCAAAGCUAUAGCUUUUCUCAGAUUUCCGAGUAUGAGCGAUCGCCAUGAGAGGAUAUGCAAAAACCACCGAGCGACAUUUGAUUGGAUCUUUAAGGAUCCGAGCAUAAUAGAUAAACCAUGGGAUGAUUUUGUUAAGUGGCUAUCGAGUGACAAUAGCGAUGCCAUAUACUGGAUAACCGGAAAGGCUGGAUCCGGAAAAUCAACAUUAAUGAGAUUUAUUAGUGAAGAUCCACGUACUACGAAGCAUCUGAAGCUAUGGGCAAAAGGGGAUCCCUUGGUAAUUGGAAGCUUCUUCUUCUGGAACUCUGGCACAGCAAUGCAGAUGUCGCGGAUCGGGCUAAUGCAAUCACUCCUAUAUCAAAUGCUACGGGGUCGCCCAGAACAUAUACUGAAGAUUUUUCAGACACGGUGGGAAGCUUAUGAUUCACUGAGGGGAGGUUCCUAUCCGUGGACAUGGACCGAGCUAAAGCAGGCAUUUCAACUUGUGCUCUUAGACAAGAGCUUGCGCUUUUUCUUCCUCAUCGAUGGCCUGGACGAAUUUGAUGGCCAACAUCGCGAACUCGUAGACCUCAUUAUCAGCGCUAACAAGCUCUCAAAUGUUAAGAUAUGCGUAUCUAGUCGUCCUUGGCUUGUCUUUGAGGAUGCCUUUGAAGGCCAUCCCAGCCUCUUGUUAGAGCAGCUAUCGUAUUCGGAUAUCAAAAUAUACGUUUGUGACAAGUUCGAUGAGAAUAAGCGGUACGUUCAAUUGAAAAGCCGAGAGGGUAGAUACGCAGCGGAUCUAGUUGAGAGUGUUGUCCAGAAGGCUUCUGGAGUGUUUCUUUGGGUUUAUCUCGUGGUAGACUCACUGCUGGAAGGACUGGAUAACGCCGACAGAGUUAGCGACUUGCAGAGGCGCCUGGAACUUAUCCCAUCGGAUUUGGAAGAGCUGUUCGAUAAGAUGCUAAACAGUCUCGAACCAUUUUAUUUCAGUCACGCAUGUCAGCUCAUUCAGAUUGUCAGAGCUUCCCAGAAACCUUUAACCCUCUUAGCCUUAUCUUUUGCAGAUGAAGAUGGGCCUCUAUCGGCUAUACAUGCUAAAAUGGAACCUCUUAGUGAGGAGCAACGACUAGAGCGAGUUGAAAUGAUGAGGCGCCGGUUGAAGAGCCGGUGUAAGGGACUCAUUGAAGCACCAGUUCGUCAGUCCAGAGCAGAUUCAUACGUUGAGUAUAUUCAUAGGACAGCAAAAGACUUUCUUGAAACUCCCGAUAUCCGGGCCAAGAUUCUACGGGGGACUGACAACCCCUUCGACCCUAAUCGAUCGUUAUGCAACUCAUAUCUAUUCCAACUUAAAACACUGUCGCUUACAGACAUAAACAGCAUAUACUGUUGGUACCAUCUUCCUUGGUGCUUAGAAUAUGCAAUUCAAGCUGAGCUUUCUGGCGGAAAGGCGUUAAUAACAUAUAUUGACGAAGUAAGUCGAACAUGCGAAGCGAUUACUCUGCUAUAUACUGGACAUGGUAACAAGCCCUGGGAGCCUUGGAGCAGCCAUCUCUACGGGUCAAUUCAGAACUUCAUAGAUCUCGCCGUCCGCUGCGGUCUUUACUCAUAUAUGACUACCAAAGUUGAUCGGCUGUCUCGAAAAGAACUGGCUUCUCUUCUCAAGACUUCCGCGGAAGCUAAUGGUGUACUUUCCGAAUUCGAUAAGACCCAAGCCCUUUCUGAGAGACCCUUUCCAGACUUAGAGAUGAUCAGGUUACUUCUAGACUCUGGUGCUAGUCCAAGGCUCGCAGUUAACUGCGGUUUGAGGAUGGAUCAACUCGAAGGGUCUUUAAGAGAUUUUAUAAAAUCAUCGGCUAGUUCCCGGGUGGCGAGAACUAAGAGAUGGUCUCGAAAAGUCGACGUUUUGUUUAAGGCGAAGAGAAAACCCCAGCUUGCAAGUUAGAAGUUUGGAUAGAUACUACGGUGGUUGUGAGAAGAUCGGUUGCCAUGGCUAAUUUUCUUAUAAUUAACAGGCUACGAGUGCUACGUUUCGGGAUGGCGUUGCUGGUUGAAAUAUAUGCAGGUUUCAUAUUAUUGAACUUUUCAAACAAUGGCAUCAUUGGAGCAGGAAUUUUGUGUUUUUCAUAUUCUUGUUUUGUAGAGGACAGAAAUAUAUCUGAGAUCUACGAAUAAUAAAGAAUAAAACCAUCGCUUGGGG